AUGUCCACCGCACGACGUGAUAAGCUGUUGGGCAUUGAGGCCGCCGCUCAGGAACGAUGGGCCCGUGAGAAAUUACAUGAACAAAACGCCCCACUGCAGGGAGAAGCCAAACCAGCAAAGUUCUUCGUUACAUUCCCUUAUCCAUACAUGAAUGGACGUUUACAUCUCGGACACGCCUUUUCACUCACAAAGUGUGAAUUCGCCUCUCGCUUCUGGCGUAUGAAAGGACGCCGCUCUUUAUGGCCCUUUGGUCUGCACGUCACGGGAACUCCCAUCGCCGCUUGUGCACAGAAGAUUCAGAAGGAAUUGCAGUUGUACGGUAAUCCACCAAAGUUCCCUGAUGAAGUGCUUGAAAAGGCUCCAGAAGAAAAGGCUGAUAGUGUCGCUGCGGUUGGACAACAUAAGAGUAAACGUGGAAAGACUGGACCGGCGAAGCCACAAUGGAUUAUUAUGCAAAGUAUGGGUAUUCCAGAAGAUGAAAUUGCUAACUUUGUAGAUCCUUUAUAUUGGUUGGAAUAUUUCCCUCCCAUGGCUGUUACAGAUUUGAAACGAUUUGGUUGUCAUAUUGAUUUCCGUCGUUCUUUUAUUACUACAGACCGUAAUCCAUUUUAUGAUCGUUUUAUUUCAUGGCAAUUCCGUCAAAUGCAAAGAGCAGGAGUUCUUGGAUUCGGUAAACGUUAUUGUGUGUACUCUCCAUGGGAUGGUCAACCUUGUGCAGAUCACGAUCGUGCCAGUGGAGAAGGUGCCGUACCGCAGGAAUAUACAUUGGUAAAGUUAACUGUACAAAAGGCAACAGAGCAACCGGUGUUUGUCCCCUUCGCUAAAAUUAUUGGUGAUCGACCCGUUAUUCUUCCAGGUGCCACACUUCGACCAGAGACGGUUAUUGGUCAAACCAACUGUUGGGUUUCUCCUAAUAUUGUUUACAAGGCAUAUGCUAUUCAAAAUAGAUCAGGUGCUGAGGAAAUCUUUAUCAUGACAGCUCGUGCCGCACGGAAUAUGGCCUAUCAAGAUUACGUCAUUAAUGGAAAGACUGGUGAGGAUCCAACGCCGUUAUUUGAAGUGGAUGGAGCUAAACUUAUUGGUUUACCUCUCUCUGCACCAUUGUCUCCAUACUCCACUAUUUACACUCUUCCUAUGCAGAGUAUUACGGAAGCAAAAGGUACUGGUGUGGUUAUGUCUGUUCCUGCAGACAGUCCAGAUGAUUACAUCAAUUAUACUCAACUUGUAAAGAAACCAGAGUACCGUGCGAAGCUUGGUUUAAAAGAUGAAUGGGUAGCCCUUGAUAUUAUUCCUAUAAUUGAAGUACCUGGUGAAAUGGGACGAGAAAGUGCCAAAUAUAUGUGUGAAAAACUAAAAAUUAAUGGACCUAAUGCUACUGAUUUAUUAGAUCAAGCUAAGAAGGCAGUUUAUCAAGCAGGUUUCUAUCAAGGAGUGAUGAUUAAUGGUCCAUUCGCAGGUGAAAAGGUUCCUGUAGCUAAGGUUAAAACAACAAAAUUGAUGGAAGAACAAGAUUCUGCUAUUCGUUAUUAUGAACCUGAACGUCCUGUUACCAGUCGCUCUGGUGAUGAAUGCGUUGUGGCUCUUUGUGAUCAAUGGUAUAUUGAGUAUGGAAAGGAAGAAUGGAAAAAGACUGUAUUAAAACAUCUGGAAGAUGUAAACUUAUUUUUCCCUGGAGUUCGUAAUGGAUUUGAAGAAACCCUUAAUUGGCUUGCAGAGUGGCCUUGUAGUCGUACUUUUGGACUUGGUACAAAGAUGCCAUGUGAUGAAAGUGGAAAAAUGAUUAUUGAUAGUUUGAGUGACUCUACAAUCUAUAUGGCUUAUUAUACCAUUGCUCACUUUUUACAUACCACCGUUGAUGGUAAACAAUCUCUUGAUGCACGUCAGCCGAAUAUCCUUGGAGUUACACCAGAAAUGUUUACAGAUGAAACCUUUGAUUAUAUUUUCCAUGGUAAAGGUACAGCAGAAAGUGUACAUGCCGCUACUGGACUUCCUGUAGAGGCGGCAGAGAAGAUGCGAGAAGAAUUUAAUUAUUGGUAUCCAGUUGAUUUAAGAUGUUCAGCGAAGGAUCUUAUUCAAAAUCAUUUAACCAUGUUUUUAUACACACAUGCUGCUAUUUGGCCUGAUGAUAAAAGUAAAUGGCCACGUGCUAUUUUUGCAAAUGGACAUAUUCAAGUGGAUAAUGAAAAGAUGUCAAAAUCAAAGGGUAACUUUAUGUCUCUUGCAGAAGCUAUUGAUCAAUAUGGCAGUGAUGCCACUCGUCUUGCCUGUGCAGAUGCUGGAGAUAGUCUUGAUGAUGCCAAUUUUGUUCGUGAAACGGCUGCUGGUUUUAUUUUAAAACUCACAACGGCGAUAGAUAGUGCGCAAGAAUUAAUUAACAGUAAGGAUAGUCUACGUACUGGAGAAUUUAAUAUAUUUGAUAAAAUCUUUGCAAACUCUGUAAACUCCAUUAUUGGUCGCACAGAGAAAUUCUAUGAAGGUAUGCAGUUCCGUAAUGUGCUCAAUCUUGCCUAUCAUGAAUUGUCCAAUGAAUUCAGUCAGUAUAAACUCAACUGUGAUGAUCUGCAGGUACACCGUGAUCUCGCUGAACGCUAUGUUGAGGUGCAAACCCUCCUACUCGCUCCGUUAGCCCCACACUUUGCAGAGUAUAUGUGGUCCACUGUUCUUGGACACACCAGUUCCGUGAUGAAUGCCAACUUCCCUGUGGCGACGGCGCCUGUGGAUUACACCACACUUGUGGCCAGUCGAGUAAUGACAGAUGUGGUGCGGGAUAUUCGUGCCCUCGCCGUUCGUUCACAGAAGAAACACGGCGUGGUGAAUGAGGUGUGUGUGUACACCGCCACGGAAUACUCGGAAUGGCAGCGGGCGGCACUGCGGCUUCUGCGUGAAGUCUACACCGCCGCUGGCAACACAUUCCCGGCGGACUUCACAAAGACGGUGAUGAGCCGCAAGGAGCCGUGGAUGACGAAAGAUGUGCUGCCGGAGGUGAUGGCUUUCAUCGCCUUUACAAAAAUGAAUGUGGAGCGCUACGGGGAGGAGGCGCUGGGCGAAACUCCCGCCGUGAACGACAGGGAACUCCUGCAGAGUGUGCAGGCGAAUCUCUGCAAGCUGUCGGGUGUGCCGACGGUUCACAUCCUCUCGUGUGAAGACGAGACAUUCCCAGAGCAUCACGCCGCUCGGCGGAAGUGUCGUGCAGGGGAACCAACCGUAGCGAUCCCAGCACAGAAGAAGUAA
Molecule: messenger RNA, 3231 nt
Organism: Trypanosoma theileri
Lineage: Eukaryota; Euglenozoa; Kinetoplastea; Trypanosomatida; Trypanosomatidae
Product: putative leucyl-tRNA synthetase
Exons: 1
Coding region: 1-3231 (1076 amino acids)
Biological process (GO): leucyl-tRNA aminoacylation
Molecular function (GO): leucine-tRNA ligase activity; ATP binding; aminoacyl-tRNA deacylase activity
Source: RefSeq, a predicted model, not a curated record